Molecule: messenger RNA, 1482 nt
Organism: Prorocentrum cordatum
Lineage: Eukaryota; Dinophyceae; Prorocentrales; Prorocentraceae
Source: the annotation of a GenBank genome assembly
AUGCGGCGCGGUACUGAGUUACUUCUUCCAGUUGGCCCGAUGGGGGUGCUGCUGGUUGUUCGCUCGCAUGGCUCUCCCCGGGGUCUCCUUGACCUGGUCGGACUUCGUGCUGCACCUGCCCUCUUGACCUGUGGGGGCGUGUUCGUGUGCGCUGCGAGUCUGCUCCUGCUCCGGGAAGCCUCUGCAGCGGCGGUGCCGCCAGCCGAGCACCCCUUGUGCCACUGGCUCCCAGCCCUCCACAGGCUCUUGUCCAGUGCCUCCAGCCAUCGGAGAUCGGAGCAGUUGGAGGCGCGCGCCGGCAGCGCCACCGCGCAGGGCGGCCUGGCCCAGUGGUUCCUGGCCCCUCUCUUGGGGUUGCUGCGCUCGAGGCGCCGCCGCCUCUCGGCGGGCUCCUGUCGCGAGAGCGACUCGGCGGCCGCAGCGUCGUCUGGCGACGGACCGUCCGAUGGCCUCGACCUCCGCACCGAAGUCGGCAGUCUGAGGCUCGCGCGCAAGGAACCGCCGUUCCCCGAUCCGUGUCCGGUAGCUGUUGCGUCUUCGCUGAGGGCAUGGAUCCAGGACGCACGGCGAGAGUCCAGGGCGCCAUCUGCUGCAGGACGGCCGCAGCGGCAGCAUGAGCAGCGUCCUGGCAAAGAGGAGUUGCAGCAGUUGGGUAAGCAGUUUCUGUUUGGUGCGUUGAGCAUUUCACGAGAAGAAUUGCCUUCUGAAACAGUGCAGGUCUUCGUGCACCGAAAGCGCAUGCUUGCCCACAAGGAGCGCUUCAUCCUGCUCCAUUUUUAUUCGAAUAACUUGACGGAGGGCAAGCCAAAAGGCAAAGAGUGUGGCUUUCUAUAUUUUGAAGCCGCCUCAGGGACACUACACGGAUUUCACAUCGGUUCCGAGCAUCGAGGCCGCGGCCUCGUGAAGCUCAUGCUGACAUAUUACGUGUUGUUUUGUCGUGAGUUUGACUUGCCAGCGUUAGACACUUCGCGCAACAAGAAGCCUAUAUUUGCCAAGUUGUAUCACGAUAUGGGCUACGAACCUCUUUGCAUUGACUUCCCUUUCUUGUUUUUCAGUGGGCGGAUGUCGUCAAAGGUCACAGGCGGCCAGGCUAUUGAGGGGUCGAACCUCGCUUCCCACUGGGUGUUGCCCUUGCCGCCCGUCGACCCCGCCUGGGCAUCCGCUUCGAAAAGAAAGGAAGGCACGCAGUGGGAGGGAAACACUCUGUGGAACAUCUCCCGGCAGAGCGCGCGCUCUCAGGGCUUCGAAAUUUUGGAUGCGCCCCAUGAAUUUGCCGCAGAAGGCUUGAGCGAGUGCGACGGGCUCAAGUUGUAUGCCAAGACGUCUUGGCGCCUUCAAGACACGAGGGCUCUGCGCCGAAGAGAAUCCUUUCUGGAGCGCGCGAGCCGCAGAGGCACGUGUAUAAUGUAUUGGCGAGAGUCAAAAAAGGAGCGUGUCGCAAACGGCUGCGGAAUUAGGGGGGCUACAUUAUACGGAUGCUGA